Messenger RNA from Saccharomyces kudriavzevii IFO 1802, 1491 nucleotides. It is a transcript of the gene VPS73, whose product is annotated as putative sugar transporter. The record is from RefSeq and is a predicted model, not a curated record. Gene Ontology annotation, molecular function: hexose transmembrane transporter activity. The transcript has a single exon. Gene Ontology annotation, biological process: monosaccharide transmembrane transport. Gene Ontology annotation, cellular component: membrane. NCBI's taxonomy places the organism in Eukaryota, Fungi, Ascomycota, Saccharomycetes, Saccharomycetales, Saccharomycetaceae. The coding region runs from base 1 to 1491 and encodes 496 amino acids.
AUGAAUAGAAUUCUAUCUAGCACGUCUCUGCUAUCCAAUGUUAGCUUGCCAAGGCAAAAUAAGAAUAAAUUAACAAAGGCAUUGUUUUACGCAAUUAUUGUAGCUUCUAUCGGCUCAAUCCAAUUUGGUUACCAUUUAUCAGAACUAAAUGCCCCGCAACAGGUGCUUUCGUGCUCAGAAUUCGAUAUACCCAUGGAGGGCUACCCAUAUGACCGAACGUGGUUGGGGAAAAGAGGAUAUAAACAGUGCAUACCACUGAAUGAUGAACAAAUCGGAAUCGUGACCUCCUUCUUUUGUAUUGGAGGUAUCUUGGGCUCUUACUUUGCUACUAGUUUUGCCAACAUUUAUGGUCGGAAAUUCUCUAGCUUAAUGAAUUGCACAUUGAACAUUGUCGGCUCUUUGAUAAUUUUCAAUUCAAAUACUUACAAAAGUCUAAUCAUUGGCAGGGUCCUGGUGGGGAUAUCAUGUGGCGCUUUAAUCGUAACCAUACCUCUCUUUAUCAAAGAGGUCGCCCCAAACGGUUGGGAAGGCUUGUUAGGUUCGAUGACCCAAAUCUGCAUCCGGUUGGGCGUCUUGCUGACCCAAGGAGUAGCCCUCCCACUUACUGACUCGUAUCGUUGGAGAUGGAUCCUGUUUGGUAGCGUCCUUAUUGCAGUACUGAAUCUGUUCAUGUGGUUCAAAGUUGAUGAGUCGCCAAAAUGGCUGCUAGCGCACGGCAGGGUUGUUGAUGCUAAGUUAUCUUUAUGUAAACUACGUGGUGGCACCUUUGACGAAGCCGCUCAAGAGGUACAGAAAUGGCAACAACAGAUAGAAUCUGGGAACCCGUUGAUUGAACCAACCACCACAAACUCCAUUAGUGGUUCAAACUCAUUGUGGAAGUAUUUGAGGGACGAAUCCAACACCAAAUCUCGUAAUGUUAUCACUGUGUUAUUAUUUGGUCAACAAUUCUGCGGCAUAAACGCCAUUGUAUUAUAUGGUACCAAGAUAAUCAGCCAACUGUAUCCUCAACACGCAAUCAGGAUAAACUUCUUCAUUAGCAUGGUAAAUGUAUUGGUCACUAUAUCAGUAUCGCUGCUGAUUCAUAGUCUCUCACGUAAACCGCUUCUAAUGACGUCCACCAUUUUAGUCUCCAUUACUGCCUUCAUAAUGGGCGUAGCAAUAAACUAUAACAAGAUGAACCUUUUGAUAGUGUUUUCAUUCAUAUACAUGGGUGUCUUCACCAUGGGCUUGAAUCCAUUGCCAUUCAUCAUAAUGAGAGAAAUUUCCAGACCACAAGACAUGAUCCUUGCCCAAAGAUAUGGUACGAUUUGCAAUUGGAUAGGGACUUUUAUUGUUGCAUACACUUUCCCCAUUAUUCACGAUAUUCUAUCAGGCUAUGUUUUCAUAAUUUUUGCCGUCAUAGCCUGUUUAAUAAGCGCUUUCAUUUGGAAGAUGGUUCCAGAAACUAAGAACCGUGUGGCCAGCUAUAAUCAAAUAUGGGCUGAUCAUUGA